UUCAGGUUCAAGAUGGGUGAUCUUAUAUUGAAUCUGAAGAUCUUUGAACCUGAUUGUGGAGUAGAGGCAACUGAGGAGCACCUCCUGUAUUUGAGAAAGUAUGACAAAGGGCUGACAGUGAAUGCCUGUGCCCAUGCAGUCUUCUUCUGCCAGCUGCUUGAUGCCACCAAGAAGAAACCGAAGAUUCAUGAGAAUGUGCCUCUUUAUGCCCAGGAAUCCAAGGAAGUAAGUCUUCGAAGCCUAAAGAUUGGAAUAAUUGGGGGAGGCCACAUUGGAAAACAGCUGGCCAGAGUGCUCCUAGAACUGGGUGGCUUUCCAGGAAAGAAUAUCCAAAUCUCUACAAGGCGGCCAGAGACUCUGUUAGAAUUUCAGGCACUAGGAGUCAACUGCUUUUACAACAACAGGAAGCUGGUCAGCUGGGCAGAUGUUGUAUUUCUCUGCUGCCUCCCAUCCCACCUCCCAUACAUCUGCUCAGAAAUUCACAAAGAACUCAAUCAAUCUUCUAUCAUAUACAGCCUGGUCACAGCUAUCCCUCUGCCCAGGCUGAAGCAACUCAUUUCCUCCAAUGCUAUCUUGAGGCCACACUAUACCUUCACAGACAGCAGCUCCCUGACUUUGUGGGAUAUGAGUAGGACAGUUGUGGAAGCGCUCAAAGACCCAGCUGUUGUGCAGGCUACGUGUCCCCUUGGCCCUAUGGGGGCAAUUGCUAUGAAGCCCAAGUGGUUGGAGGCUGUUUUCUAUGCUGCUCUAAACAGUUACACAUGCCAGGAUUUAUCCUGUACAAAGGCCCUGGAGUUACUCAAUAAAGUAUGUUUUCCUGAAGAUGUCGCCACCUCCUCUGAGGAACAUAAAUCACCAUCACCACCACAGCCACUGUUUGUUUGUGAAAGCUUUAUCAAUGAGGCCUUUGCUUCCUCCUUGACACCUGAUGAUACAUUCCCUUGGUUUGAUCUGACAACUGUACAGCUAAACGAGUCUCCUCUUAACCAGCUUCUAGCAACAGAUGCAUCUUUACAGGAGAACAUAACUUCAUUUUAUUGUAAUGCCAUUGCUACAUUGGCUGCAGAGUAUGAAGAAAGCAAGGCAAGCAUCUCUAAGAAGAUUCCUCUAUCAGCUGUGCUAUUGCAUCCCACCACAAAUCAGGAAUUAACAGCAUCUGGCACAGAUGGGACUUGUCCAAGUAAUGUAGAGGACGCAUCUAGUAGUGAAUCUGAAGAGAUAAAUUAAUUAUUGUGAGAUUCAAGCUGUUUACAGGUGGAAAGAAUUCCACUGAAUACUAGAAAGAACAGUGGCAAUACUGACUAGUAACCCGUCCUAACUACUUGCAUUGCUAGAAUCUAAAUGGUUAAUUACUUGUUAUGUAGCUAUGUCACUGAAGGAUAUUUUGCCAAUGAAAAAUCAGAUGUAUAGCGGGGGGGGGGGGGGGUGGCAUUUUAAAAAAAAGUCUUGAGGCAAUUAAACAGUAUGUUAUGCCAAAAUAAAGUGAAGCAGAAGGAAUUAUUCAAUAAUUAGUUUUUAAUCUAGCUAAACCUAUAAUCUCCCAUCUGUACUACAGUUUAAAGGUACACAUAAGAUAAAUGAUUUAACUAACAGUACAAUCCUCUCUGGGAAUAAGCCCCAUUGAAUAGACCCAGUGGAAUUCUGAGUAGACCUGUUUAAGCAAUCUUGCAAUAUAAUGAUGGUGAUCAGGUUUCCCAUUUCAGCAUAAGGGAAUAAUAGGAACUGUGCUGUUUGCUGCAUGGAAUUGCAAUAAUAAACUUUCUUGAGAACA
Messenger RNA from Heteronotia binoei (common prickly gecko), 1771 nucleotides. It is a transcript of the gene NOXRED1, whose product is annotated as NADP dependent oxidoreductase domain containing 1. Gene Ontology annotation, biological process: L-proline biosynthetic process. Gene Ontology annotation, molecular function: pyrroline-5-carboxylate reductase activity. The record is from RefSeq and is a predicted model, not a curated record. Bases 13 to 1227 code for a protein of 404 amino acids. The transcript has 6 exons. NCBI's taxonomy places the organism in Eukaryota, Metazoa, Chordata, Lepidosauria, Squamata, Gekkonidae.